Colletotrichum karsti is the source of this 1650-nucleotide messenger RNA. RefSeq lists its product as uncharacterized. Bases 1 to 1650 code for a protein of 549 amino acids. The record is from RefSeq and is a predicted model, not a curated record. The transcript has 4 exons. NCBI's taxonomy places the organism in Eukaryota, Fungi, Ascomycota, Sordariomycetes, Glomerellales, Glomerellaceae.
AUGUUCUCAGCAAAGUCUUUUCUCUGCGCAGCGCUCGCUGCUACCGUCUCUUUCACGGGGGUUCAGGCACAAAUAGACACAACAGCAGACAUCCCACUUGAUAUCGACGGAGCAUUUGAGGGUGCUUCCGCCGAUACAACUGAUUUCAACACUGGCGGAACCAUCAGGUGUAAUGGCCAGACAGUCGUCGUUCCCCAGAACCUGCAGAUCACCUUCCCCGCGGCCUUCAUCCCGUUCAAAGACUUUGUAGCCUCUUACAAAACGGGCAACUACGGGAACUACCAAUGUUCCAUCACGGGUAACAUCGUGGGCGGAAUCAAAGGCAGAGCAAUCGCCGCUCAGAUUUCCAUCGCCCAGUUCGCAACGACCACUGCCAGCGGCUACAUCACAGACGUGGCGAACAACGGCGAGAUCAAGGUCAACGUCGGGACCGGCUCGGUCACUCUUCGCAUCAAUGACCCCAACGCCGUCUACUCUGUCGGAAAUGCCGGUAUUACCGCCGACCCCUUUUUCACGGCAGACGACCAGAACCCGAGCAUCAGCUCCUUCUCCGGGUUCCCCAUGUGCGUGCCGCGGAGCAGUGCCGAUCCGCUCUGCCCCAGCUCCAACCGGCCUCUUAUUGGAAACAGCAAGCAAGGAUCUGUAAAGGUGCCUGACUGGAGGUUCAUGGCUCCUUUUGUUCCCGGAGACUUCAUCACAUUCUCUGGGUAUGAAAGCGGCGCAAUCAUCAUGGUUUACAACCUAGUGGCCUUCAACAUCCAGCUGACCACCGCCGGAACUCCCAAUUUCAUCCGCAUGGAAGACGCAAACAUCGGUGUCUGGACCGCGGACACUGUAAAUCAGGAAGUCGCUCAAACCAAGUUUGUCGGAUACUCUUCCGAAGGCACCGGGACCGCCAAGAUCCAAGCCAUCGACUACGACAAGUGCACCGGCGCGAAGAACCUCCGCGACAUCGCGAGCCUCCCCAUACCCGGCACGGAACCCCGCAACAAGUUCGAGUACCGCGUCACGCAGCCCACGCAGGUCAAGUACGCCCGCGAGUACUACAUCUCCACCAGCGCCGGCACCAAGACGAACAACGGGAUCCUCGCCGGCACCUACGUCAUGCCCGUCUCCGAGUGGAUCCAGCCCGAGGACUCGGUCCCCGGCAGGCCGCCCACCGGACACGACUUCAGCCAGUAUCAGUGGUUGACCGACGGACUCGGCGCGGACGACAAGGGAGACGUCUGGGGGCCGCUUAACCCCUUUCCCCAGUCCAAUGUCAAGACCAACGGCUGCAGCACGACCACUCCGCCCGCCGGCUCCGGUGGUGGUUCCGGCGGUAGUACCGGCGGUGGCUCCAGCGGCGGCUCCAGCGGCGGCACUUCGACUCCCAGCAAAGAUGUUGUCGCUGUUGUCGGUGUUCCUACCUGGGUCUCUUCGAAGAGUGGCACCAUUGGCAUUCAAUGCAACACCACUUACACCCUGAAGGACACCCUCGUCAACAUGAAGGUUAGCUUUCAGAACGUAGACGGCACCACCAGCGGCAUGUCAAUGACUGCUGCUGGUAACGGUCUCUGGACCUACACCCAGAGCAAAGUGAAGAACCCUGCAACAUCAGUCACCUGCGUGAGCGAUCUUGGUGGUAUUGGUACUUGGAAGAAGCCAUGA